This is a messenger RNA of Manduca sexta (tobacco hornworm), 1397 nucleotides long. It is a transcript of the gene Coq9, whose product is annotated as ubiquinone biosynthesis protein COQ9, mitochondrial. Gene Ontology annotation, biological process: ubiquinone biosynthetic process. The transcript has 6 exons. Gene Ontology annotation, cellular component: mitochondrial inner membrane. Bases 219 to 1049 code for a protein of 276 amino acids. NCBI's taxonomy places the organism in Eukaryota, Metazoa, Arthropoda, Insecta, Lepidoptera, Sphingidae. The record is from RefSeq and is a predicted model, not a curated record. Gene Ontology annotation, molecular function: lipid binding.
AAUGACAUGUCAAAAACUUCAUCUUCACUUGCUAAUUUCAUUUUCGCAGGUUGUAUUUUAAAAGAAAUCCUCGUAUUUUAGGUUUAGAAAUCUCAUACCUGUUUACAUAACGAUAUUAAUACAAGAACAAGGGAGCUCUAAGCAUUAUUUCAAAUAGUUGUGUAUUCCUGCUGAAGUAAUUUGUUGUAGUACCGGUAUUAUAAACUUGGAAAUUAAGUAUGAGCAAUUUGCAGAAAAUGAUCCGCUCGUGGAGGACUGGAUAUAGAUUUAUUUCUCCUAUGAUAUCAAUUCAAAUCAAUAACACACAAAGAGUUAUGAGAAACUACAGCCAUAAUAACAUUGAAAAGGAUAUAAAAGUGGCACCAGUAGCUACGGAACAUGAAGAUCACCAGUAUGAAGAAAAUGUUAAGAAUCUUAUCUUAGAACAUUCAUUACAAUUUGUGUCUAAGAGUGGAUGGUCCGUGGAGUCAUUGAGCGCCGGUGCAAAAGCUGCUGGUUAUCCUACAAUAACACAUGGUCUCUUUCCAAAUGGUGGUGGAGAUCUUGUCCAUUACUUUAACAUUAAAUGUAAUGAGCAAUUAGUGGAGCAAAUGAAAACUUGGCCAAAGGAAAAUGUAAAGGAUAAAGUACCAGCGCAGUUUGUGGAAAAUGCUAUUAUAACAAGACUCUUGAUGAUUGAACCAUACAAGGAUACUUGGCCUAAAGCUAUGGCUAUACAAACAAUGCCUAAUAAUGUUCCGAACUGUUUGGCAACAUUGUUAUCUUUGGUUGAUGAUAUAUGUUACCACUCUGGAGAUCGAAGCGUUGAUUUUAACUGGUAUGUUCGUCGUGUAGGUUUAGCUGGUAUUUACAAAACAGCAGAGUUGUUUUAUUUGACUGAUAAUAGCCAAGGAAAUACUGCUACAAGGAAUUUCGUAGCUUCUAGAAUACGAGAUGCUCAACUCGUACAAACUGCUCUCAAUAUGAAUCCAGUGGCUGCUGCUCCACAGACACUCACUGCCGCUUUUGUCACAGCUAAAAAUAUUUUGGGCAUCAAUACACUGAAGUAAAGCAGUUACAGAUUUUGACAAUUAUUUAUUAUAUUAAUAGAUAUGUGAUUUAUGAAGGUACAAAAACUUGUUAAAAUUGCAUAUUAUUCUUUGUUUGAUUAGAUAAGUAUUGGCUUACAUGAUAAACUAAAACAAAAAUACACUGAGAGAUUAGGCAUUUUGGCCAUGUACAAUAAAAUAACUAAACUAGAUACUUUUGCCAUUCAUCAAGUCUGUGAUAGAAGCAGUUAUAUUUCUGUUUGAAUUAUGUCUCAAGAUUCAGUAUGCAAAUAUAUUAAGCAGUUGUUAAUAAACAAUUUGUUGUCAAGCUGUUACUAUUAAUAAAUUGUGAUUGGAAAAAGUAUAAAA